Erinaceus europaeus (western European hedgehog) is the source of this 3395-nucleotide messenger RNA. It is a transcript of the gene CPM, whose product is annotated as carboxypeptidase M. Gene Ontology annotation, molecular function: metallocarboxypeptidase activity; zinc ion binding. NCBI's taxonomy places the organism in Eukaryota, Metazoa, Chordata, Mammalia, Eulipotyphla, Erinaceidae. Gene Ontology annotation, biological process: proteolysis. The coding region runs from base 68 to 1504 and encodes 478 amino acids. Gene Ontology annotation, cellular component: cell surface. The transcript has 9 exons. The record is from RefSeq and is a predicted model, not a curated record.
GUGCGCGGGGCGGGAGCAGCUGCGGCAGGGCCGGAGCCCGGAGCUAGACGGGGCGGGCGGCUGUGGGAUGGAGGGCACCCCGCCUGGGCUGCGGGUACUCCGGUUGCAUUCAUUCCCGAAGGUGUUGCUUCCAACUUGUACCUUCUUGGGAAACUGGGGAAACAACAUGGACUUCGCACGUCUCUGCAUAGGGCUGCUGCUGCUGCUGCCUCUGGCAGCCGCGCUGGAUUUCAGAUACCACCACCAGGACGCGAUGGAAGCGUAUUUGAAGAGUGUUGCCCACAACUACAGUUCCGUCACUCACUUACACAGUAUUGGGGAAUCUGUGAAAGGCAGAAACCUGUGGGUUCUUGUCGUGGGGCGGUUUCCAAGAGAACACAGAGUUGGGAUUCCAGAGUUCAAAUACAUGGCGAAUAUGCAUGGAGAUGAGACUGUCGGGCGGGAACUGAUGCUUCACUUAAUUGACUAUUUGGUCACUAACGAUGGCAAAGACCCUGAAAUCACACAGCUAAUCAACAGUACCCGGAUACACAUCUUGCCUUCCAUGAACCCAGAUGGAUUUGAAGCUGUCAAAAAGCCGGACUGUUUCUACAGUGUGGGAAGAGAAAAUAGUAACUACUAUGACCUGAAUAGAAACUUCCCUGAUGCUUUUGAAUAUAAUAAUGUGUCAACUCAGCCUGAAACGAAGGCAGUGAUGGAGUGGCUGAAAACAGAGACAUUUGUCCUGUCUGCAAACCUCCAUGGUGGAGCCGUGGUGGCCAGUUACCCCUUCGAUAACGGGGUCCCAGCGACUGGAACAUUACACCACCGGAGCCUGACCCCUGAUGAUGAUGUUUUUCAAUAUCUUGCACACACCUAUGCCUCAAGAAAUCCCAACAUGAAGACAGGCAACCAGUGCAAAAAUAUAAUGAACUCUCGGAAUGGGAUUAUAAACGGAUACUCUUGGUAUCCACUUAAGGGGGGAAUGCAAGACUACAACUACAUCUGGGCCCAGUGUUUUGAAAUUACACUGGAGCUGUCAUGCUGUAAAUACCCUCGUGAGGAGAAGCUGCUGUUCUUCUGGAAUGAUAACAAACACUCACUCAUUGAAUAUAUGAAACAGGUGCACCUAGGUGUGAAGGGCCAAGUUUUUGAUCAGAAUAAAAACCCACUGCCCCAUGUCAUCGUAGAAAUCCAAGACAGAAAACAUAUCUGCCCCUAUAGAACCAACAAGUUUGGAGAGUAUUAUCUCCUCCUCUUGCCUGGAUCCUACACAAUAAAUGUUACAGUCCCUGGACAUGAUCCAUACCUCACAAAGGUGAUUAUUCCGGAAAAUUCUCAGAAAUUCAGUGCCCUUAAAAAGGAUAUUGUGCUUCCCUUCAGAGGACAAUGGAAUCCCGUCCUGAUAUCAAACCCUUCCUGUCCUACAGAUCCUCUCUACAGCCAUUUGUCAAGUUCCUCACCGGCAACAAAGUCUAGCCUGCUCCUAUUUGUACUGUGUCUUUUUCACAUAUUUUUCAAGUAAAGGACAAGGUGAUACUCGACUCCCUCCACCUCCUGAAAUCAGGGAUUACACACGCCAGGUUACUGCAGCUCUGUUUCCCUCUGUGGGACGUUAACUGGAUCAAGUUCAAGGUCCUUCCCUCAGAAAAGAAAUGGCUGUUUCCAAAUCCUGCAACUGUACUGAUCACAAAACGAACAACUUGAUCUUGAUGAAGGGAUUGCACUAUCAAGUACACUUACACUUAAUCCUCAAAUAGUCUUAGGAAUUUGUAUGAAAUUAAACUUGUAUGAAAAGCAAAAAAAAAAAAAAAAGUACCUGCAAAAAAGAAAGGAACUAGUUUUUUUUAUACAAGAGAGCGCCAGAUGAAGCCAAUGAUGAACACUUACUGCUCACUUGCCAUGAGUGCUCUCUGUGAAGAGAUAGAAGUGCCAUGCAGGGAGUCAGGCAGUAGCGCAACGGGUUAAGCACACGUGGUACAAAGCACAAGGACUGUCAUAAGAAUCCCGGUUCGAACCCCUGGCUCCCCACCUGCAGGGGAGUCACUUCACAGGCGGUGAAGCAGGUCUGCAGGUGUCUAACUUUCUCUCCCCCUCUCUGCCUUCCCCUCCUCUCUCCAUUUCUCUCUGUCCUAUCCAACAACGACGACAUGAGUAACAACAAUAACUACAACAAUAAGGCAACAAAAGGAAAUAAAUACUUAAAAAGAAAGAAAGAAAGAAGUGCCAUGCAUUCUCAGUGUGGGGGAAGAAAGGUGAUAGUUCUAAUAAAUGCUCUAAGAAAAUCUGAGGACAUGGGCACCAUGUCUCAGUGAACCAAGGAAAUAAAUAUGGUUUCCAUAGAAUAAUCAAGUUGUGUCUACAAGCAGGCCCGUUCUAUACGCAGGUUUGCCUGUGUCAGAUGUCACAGCCCUGAGUUAGGGUGAAGUCCCCCGACUGGGUAACUGUCCUCCUACCCAACCUUCAGGCCCACAUCAAAAUGCCCAGUGGGUAUACCCACCUGCUGUGUGACCCACAGCUACCUCACUCAGGCCAAGUACUGAAUACACUUUUCUCCCAAGGCCUGCUCUUCUUCCUACGGUCUCUGUCUCAGUCACACCAACUAGAAGCCUGCAAGUCAUCUUUCAUUUUUCCUUGCCUUUUCUCAUUCCAUGGAUUCCUUCAGUUCACUUGCUAACUGUAUAAACACCGGUGGAUUCUCUCUCCAUGGCCAACUCCAUGACCAAGCAUAGGCUGUCAUAGCUUACUGGUAAAAAGCUUUUCUGGUCUCUUGCUCCCAGCUUCCUCCUCUUCAAUUCCCCCCUCCCCUCCUCUGCACAUGAUACUGCUGAAGAGGUCUAGCGCUAUUUAAAACACAACCAGCCACCAAGUGCUUGCAGUCCUUCCUACACAAUAUACUGUUUGUGUCCUCCUCUGUCUGAAUUGUCUUUCUAACCCACUACAUUGUCUUUCCUCCUCCUUUAGAGCUCAGGUCAGAUAAUUAACUCCUCCAGGAAGCCUUUUUUGCUGGUCAUCAUUCCAUCCCAUCCCUCCCUCUUCCUUGCAGUUAUUCUGGGGCUAGAGGGUCCUUCCUCUGCUCCUCAAAUUUAAGCAUUAACCCUUGUUAUUGGAUUUAUAACUGUAUUAAGAUUUUUCUACUUCCAUGUGUGGUUAGUCUAUUAGAGUGUGAGCUCAUGGGGGCCAGUUUCUUUGAAAUAUUCAUUUGUAUGUCUUCAGAACCCAGCACAGAAUAGGAAAGGACUGAACAAAGUGUUCCUGCAAGCUGCUACUCCUAGGCUUUCCCAAGAAAAAUUGUGUCAUUUUCUGAAAUGAGGCCUUCUGUUUCUGGCACUCUCUGGCUCACCAGUUAACAGUCCAAUGUGUGUUUCCAUGUAUGUACCAAGAAAUAAAAUAUGAAUAUGGUGCUUUUUAACUGA